Messenger RNA from Tripterygium wilfordii, 2104 nucleotides. Its product is annotated as vicilin-like seed storage protein At2g18540. The transcript is spliced from 5 exons. The coding region runs from base 1 to 1941 and encodes 646 amino acids. The record is from RefSeq and is a predicted model, not a curated record. Lineage: Eukaryota; Viridiplantae; Streptophyta; Magnoliopsida; Celastrales; Celastraceae.
AUGUCCAACAAAUCUACGAUUUUGCCACUCUCACUACUUCUCUCACUAACUCUCUUCUCUUUACUCUGUCUCCAUCAGUUCCCUGUCGAGGCUUUGAAGGAUGAUGUUUCAGGAGAUCAGCCCUUGGUGACGAGAGAUCAAAGGAGGACUCUUGUUGUUGGUGAAGAUGGAGAAAUCUCAGCCGUUGAUAUCACCGUCGAGAACAGAGGACCCUAUCAUCUACAGUUCAUCACAUUGGCCCCUAACUCAUUGCUUCUUCCUAUACUUCUUCAUGCAGAUAUGGUCUUCUAUGUUCACACAGGAACUGGAAGGUUGAGUUGGGCAGACAACAAUGAAAUAAAGACAGUGCACUUGAGAAGAGGAGAUGUACAUAGGCUGCCACCAGGGUCUGUUUUCUAUGUAGAGAGCAACUUGGAGACGGAGCGAGCGAAGCUUAGAAUCCAUGCCAUCUUUUCCAAUACAGAGGAGGGAACAUAUGAUGCUUCUAUUGGGGCAUUCUCCAGCAUAAGCGACCUGGUUCUUGGAUUCGACACCAAAGUACUUCAAGCAGCGUUCAAGGCUUCUGAAGAAGUUUUAGCGGAAAUAACAAGCGCGACAAGGCCACCGGCUAUAGUACAUGCUAUGCCAAGGAAGAAAAAGACAAAGACGUUCUGGGAGUCGGAAGCUCGAUUGAUGUUAAGACCCUUCUUAGGCGGUCGAGGUGGUAUGCCAUAUAUGGUUAAUGGCAAAAAGAAGAAAAGCAAAACAUUCAACAUUUUUGAUGCUGAAAAAGAUGUUGAAAACUGUAAUGGGUGGAGCCUUACGGUAAACAGGAAAGAUUUGCAUACACUGGAAGGCUCUAACAUUGGCAUUUUCAUGGUGAAUUUAACAAAUGGAUCAAUGAUGGGGCCGCACUGGAAUCCAAUGGCUACAGAGGUGGCAAUAGUUCUCCAAGGACAAGGGAUGAUUAGGGUUGUUUGUUCAAGCAUUGCAAUGGAAUUAGGGUGCAAAAAUAUGAGGUUUAGGGUCAAGGAAGGAGAUGUCUUUGCGAUACCGAGGUUCCAUCCGAUGGCUCAGAUAUCUUUUAACAAUGAUUCACUUGUUUUCAUGGGGUUCAGCACCUCAAGAUGGACAAACUAUCCUCAAUUUCUAGCAGGGAAGAGUUCGGUCCUACGAACUUUGGACGAAGAGGUCUUGGCUGUGUCUUUCAAUGUCAGCAACACGACAAUCCAUAAGCUUUUGGCUCAGCAAAAUGAAUCAAUCAUACUAGAUUGUACGUCGUGCGCAGAGGAAGAGCAGAGGAUAAUGGAGGAACAAGAAGCAGCCAGGAAGAGGGAGGAAGAGGAAGAAAGGAAAAGAGAAGAAGAGAAGGAGAGAGAGGAGGAGGAGGAGAGGAAGAGGGAGGAAGAACAGGAGAGGAAAAGGGAAGAAAAAGAGGAAAGAAAGAGAGAAGAAGAGGAGAGGAAGAGGGAGGAAGAGGAAGAAGAGAGGAAGAGGGAGGAAGAGGAGGAAAAGAGGAAGAGGGAGGAAGAAGAGGCCAGGAGACAAGAAGAAGAAAGGGAGAGGAAAGAAAGGGAAGAAGAGGAGGAAAGAAAGAGAGAGGAGGAGGAAGCCAAGAAAAGAGAGGAAGAGGAGAGGCAACGUGAGGAAGAGAAAAGACGUGAAGAAGAAGAAGAAAAGGAAAGGAGGGAGAGAGAAAAACAGGAAGAGGAAAAGAGAAGAAAAGAGGAAAAACAAAAACGAGAAGAAGCUGCAAGGAGGGAGCAAGAAGAAGCAAGGAGCCAAGCAAAAGAAAGACAAAGAAGACAGAGAGAAGCCGAAGAAGAAGCUAAGCGAGAGAGGGAGAGAGAAGCCAAAGAAGCAGCUAAGCGCAGGAGGGGGUGUGAACAGCGAGGAGAUUGCCCAGAAAAACAACCUGAGCCAGAGCCGGAGAAUACCAAAAAGGCCACAAGCAUCAUCUAACAUGGAAAGAGCAAUGGAAUGAAGAGGGUGGUGGUGAUGACAAUGGAAAUAAACAAGAGUUUUAAUAAGAUCACGAGGUUUUUUUUUUUUGCUUUUAUCAGAGUUUUGGACGUGGAUCUUAAUAAGAAAUCCUCUCAUGCGUGCGUCUGGUACCAAUGUUCAA